Messenger RNA from Rhipicephalus microplus (southern cattle tick), 1762 nucleotides. Its product is annotated as protein arginine N-methyltransferase 3-like. Gene Ontology annotation, biological process: chromatin remodeling; peptidyl-arginine methylation, to asymmetrical-dimethyl arginine. NCBI's taxonomy places the organism in Eukaryota, Metazoa, Arthropoda, Arachnida, Ixodida, Ixodidae. Gene Ontology annotation, molecular function: histone methyltransferase activity; protein-arginine N-methyltransferase activity. Gene Ontology annotation, cellular component: nucleus. The record is from RefSeq and is a predicted model, not a curated record.
GUUUACAACUUUCACAACGGUGGUGUGUGCGCGUGCACGUGGGGCCCACGAGUUCGCGAUCGUGUGUAGUACGAUGUCCGACGAAGAAAACGAUGCGGUGUGGGACAGCGCUGAGGAAUUGGAAAGCGAGUGCGAGGACAGCGCGUGCCUGUUUUGCGGCGAAGUGCGUGCCUCGCCGGAGCUCGUGUACGAGCACUGCGCGCACGACCACGCAUUCUCCAUCAGGGAUGCGGUGCGAAGCUUGCAGCUGGACUGCUUCGGAUACAUCAAGAUGGUGAACUACACCCGCAAACACAAAACAAGCCCGGAAGUCUUAAAGGCCGUUGACCCACGAUGUCUUCCAUGGGAAGAUGACCAGUACCUUGUGCCAGUCGUGAAAGAUGACCUGCUUUUAACCUAUGAUGUUGAGGAAUUUCUGAGUGCUGUUCCAAAGCCUGAAGACGAGUGUCAACAACUGCGCAGCCAACUGCUUCAGGCUGAGCAAGCCAUCGAGCAUAUGAGAGAAGUGGCCCAGAGCUGGCUGCAAUCCAACGAGCUAGCCAAGCCCGUCGAACACGAUGAACCUUAUUUCGAGUCGUACGGCCACCAUGGCAUCCACCUUGAGAUGUUAUCCGACAGGCCAAGGAUGGACUCUUACCGCAAGGCCAUCGAGCUAAAUGCAGACCUGCAUCCGAACCGCACCGUGCUCGAUGUUGGGUGUGGCACUGGCAUCCUCUCAUUGCUGUGUGCCCGGGCAGGUGCGCAAAGCGUAGUUGGAAUCGACCAGUCCGGUGUAGUCUACAAUGCCAUGGAUAUUGUCAGGGAGAAUGAUCUGUCCGAGCGAGUGAAGCUGGUGCAUGGCCGCGUGGAAGAAUUAGAGCUGCCCGAGCGUGUGGAUGUGCUGGUGUCCGAGUGGAUGGGCUACUUCCUUCUCUUUGAAGGCAUGCUGGACAGCGUGCUUCAGGCCAGGGACCGGCUACUGCGACCGGGGGGGCUGAUGCUGCCCAACCGCUGCCAGCUGUUCCUGGUGGCCCUCAGCGAUAACGACAUCAAUCACCGGAUGGUGAGCUUCUGGGACAACGUUGAAGGGUUCAAGAUGAGUUGCAUGCGGAAGGAAGUGCUCGCCGAGGCUCAUGUGAUGGACGCCCCAGCUUCGAGUGUCUGCUCUGAGCGGCCAGCCCUUCUGUUGAACCUUGACUUGAACACAUGCCGCAUGGAAGACAGUGAUUUUGCAACCGACUUCGAAAUGGAUCUGAGGCCUGGCACACAGCAGGUCACAGCACUGGCUGGUUACUUCGACUGCACAUUCGAGCUGCCAGUGCCUGUUAUUCUCAGCACAGCCAUGGAGGCCGAGUCCACUCACUGGAAACAAACAGUGUUCCUGCUAGAAGAACCACUCCUUAUAGCUGAAGGUGAGAAAAAGGUGCGAGGGCGAUUGGAGUGUCGACGACAAGACCGCAGAGAACUCCUAGUCACAAUAACGCUAGGAACAAGACGACAGCAGUACAUGCUCCAUUGAAGAGACUUUCUCACCUGUACAGGAUGGCACCGUGUUCGUGAUGGGUUUGUGUUCGAGGUGGUUUGUGCUGCAGGGCAGAUAUUCACGUGAACACAUCUUACGAUCCAUGCUUGAGCAUUCGCUGCUUGGUGAAAGCAUUUCCAUGGCACUGGUGCUCGUCACAAUUGCUCAUCAUUACCAGAAUGGAUGGUAGUCCUUGUUCAUCCGAUCGUUGUGAAGUUGCUUCAUGAUAAAUGCGAGAGAAAAUAAAGAGUUUCAAUGAUG